Phragmites australis (common reed) is the source of this 1767-nucleotide messenger RNA. Its product is annotated as protein kinase PINOID-like. Gene Ontology annotation, cellular component: plasma membrane; cytoplasm; nucleus. The coding region runs from base 159 to 1571 and encodes 470 amino acids. The record is from RefSeq and is a predicted model, not a curated record. NCBI's taxonomy places the organism in Eukaryota, Viridiplantae, Streptophyta, Magnoliopsida, Poales, Poaceae. Gene Ontology annotation, biological process: protein phosphorylation. The transcript has a single exon. Gene Ontology annotation, molecular function: ATP binding; protein serine/threonine kinase activity.
CACAGACCUGGCUUCUUCAGCGGCUCAGUUCUCGCUCGUAGCUAUAAAACCGCCCUGCACCUGCAACCAUCUUCGCCGAACGCGCAAAGCUCCGUUAGGAAAACCAAACCACUCCCAGAGAUCUAUCGAUCCAACGCAAGCAACCGCACCGCUAUAUAAUGGCCGAUCCGGCCUCCUCUCCUCACACUAUCACCAUCACCACCGCACCCGCGUCGUCGUCACCGUCCAAGGCUCCAAACAACGCCGCCACCGUGUCCGAGCCGCCGCCGUCGCCCUACCCCGACGCCGCGGACUCCAGCGUCAGCUCCGCGAGCAGUAGCAGCCAGGCGGAGCGCUAUUCAACGUUCUCCAUCGACUCGUCGUCGAUCGCGACGCCGUCUUCCUCCCCGCCGCGCCCGCACCGCGCGAGCGACGUGGCCUGGGCGCCCAUCCGGGGCCGGGCCGCCGCUGCGCCGCUGGGACCGCGGGACUUCACGCUCCUCCGCCGAGUCGGCGCCGGGGACAUCGGCACCGUCUACCUCUGCCGCCUCGAGAGCCAGGCCGAGGGGUCUCCCGCCGCGUGUGCGUACGCCAUGAAGGUGGUGGACCGGCGCGCGCUCGCAAAGAAGGGCAAGCUGUGCCGCGCCGCCACCGAGAAGCGCGUCCUGCGCCGGCUCGACCACCCGUUCCUGCCCACCAUGUUCGCCGACUUCGACGCCGGCCAGGACUUCUCCUGCGUCGUCAUGGAGUUCUGCCGCGGCGGCGACCUCCACUCCCUCCGCCACCGCAUGCCGGGUCGCCGCUUCCCGCUCGCCUCCGUACGGUUCUACGCCGCCGAGGUGCUCCUCGCGCUAGAGUACCUUCACAUGCUGGGCAUCGUAUACCGUGACCUCAAGCCGGAGAACGUGCUCAUACGGGCCGACGGCCACAUCAUGCUCACCGACUUCGAUCUGUCGCUCGAGUCCACGGCGUCGCCGGCACUCGAGGACGGGAGAAACGGGGCCGGGGACGAGGACGACAAUGAGGUGGCAGUGCCUAAGCCAACCUGCCUCCCCAUUCCGGAGCUACAGCUCCUCCGGCUGAGGAGGUGGAAGCGCCGGGCCGCGCCGCGGGCGCCCCGGCUGCGGUUCGUGGCGGAGCCGGUGGACGCGCGGUCGAGCUCCUUCGUGGGCACGCACGAGUAUGUGGCGCCCGAGGUGGCACGCGGCGGCGGGCACGGCGCAGCCGUGGACUGGUGGGCCUACGGCGUGUUCCUCUACGAGCUCCUCUACGGGCGCACCCCAUUCGUUGGCGACACCAACGAGGCCACGCUCCGCAACAUCGUGCGCCGCCCGCUCGAGUUCCCCGCGUCCGAGCCACGCGGGGGCGGGGACGCCGCGGAGCGCGACCUGAUCGGGCGACUCCUGGACAAGGACCCGCGCACCCGGCUUGGGUCGCGGCGCGGCGCCGCGGACGUGAAGGCGCACGGCUUCUUCAAGGGCCUCAACUUCGCGCUGCUCCGGUCGUCGGCCCCGCCCGUCGUGCCGCCGCCGGCCGCGCUGCACCGGUGCGACAAGGCGGCCGACGUGCAGCAGCUGUUCGAUCACUUCUGACGUCCGUUCCGUUCGGCGCCCAAAUCAAGCAAGCAUUUUUUCUGUCGAUCAGUCAAAAGUUAUGACACGGAGUCACGGACUAACCACCUGGGCUAGCAAGAGGCCUGUACGUGUUGACUAGCUAAUUACUCUAUGUACUCCAUUAGCACUGCUGUACAACGCUGUUAAUUACUAAUCAAUGGACUAAUUAUUUCAA